Molecule: messenger RNA, 1209 nt
Organism: Peromyscus maniculatus bairdii (prairie deer mouse)
Lineage: Eukaryota; Metazoa; Chordata; Mammalia; Rodentia; Cricetidae
Source: RefSeq, a predicted model, not a curated record
AUGUACACUGUGGAAUACUGUUCAAAGGUAAAUAUCAAUGGAAUUAGCAUUGACAUAGAUAAAUUAAGAAAUGUCACACUGACCAAGAGAAAGUUUGUUUACUUUCUGAAUCUCCUGAACAUCUCAGCCUCUUACAUUGAACAAGGGCUGUAUCAGUUCAGAGAAAAGUGUUAUACAAAGGACCCCAAAGAAGAGAAAAUUGGAGACUCAGCUCUCAGGGAUGAAGGAGCAUCAUUAAAUAUUUUCUCUGUGCAUCCCUCUGCAGGAAGUCAUGACAAGCCUUCACUCUCUGCCUGGCCAAGCCAUAUUGUUCCUUUGGGACAGCGUGUGGAACUUCGAUGUGACACUCAUAGUGACUAUUACAACUUCAAGUUGUACAAAGACCAUGGUAAUCAUAUCCCUCAGAACCAGGGAAGACCAUUCCAGAAGAAAUUUGUCUUGAAUCGUGUGACAUCAGAACAUGCAGGGACAUACAGAUGCUAUGGUUUGAAUUUUCAUUACCCUAUUAAAAUUUCAGAAAUAAGUGACCCUGUGAAGAUCAUAAUUUCAGGAGUCUACAGGAAGCCUUUCCUCUUGGCCUUACAACCUUCCCUUGUGAAUUUAGGAGAGAAGGUGACACUGGAGUGUCGAUCAGAGAUUAUGUUUGACACCUUCAUUUUGACUUCCCAUAAAAAUGGAACAAUCAAAGACUCUUUUGAGCUUUCUGCAGGACAUUAUCAUGGAGGUUCCCAAGCCAACUUCUCAAUAGGUCCUGUGACACCUGAUGAUGCUGGGACAUACACAUGCUAUGGUUCCUUCAAUCACUCUCCAUAUGAGUGGUCUGAAUCCAGUGGCCCCAUUGACAUAAAGAUCACAGGUUUAUACAAGAAACCUUCUCUGUCAGCCCUGAUGGAACCUGUGGUGAUGUCAGGAGAAAACAUGACCUUGACCUGUUUCUCUGACCUUCAGUUUGACAUGUUCCAUCUGUCCAUGGAAGGGGUACCCAAGGACCAUGGGCUACCUUCAGUGAAGAGCCACAAUGGAACAUUCCAGGACAGCUUCCAUCUUGGUUCUGUGGUCCAGGCAGGGAACUAUAGAUGCUAUGGCUCUUUCAGGAACUCUUCCCAUCUGUGGUCAACCCCAAGUGACCCCUUGUACAUUCUUGUCACAGUUAACUCAACAAGAAACUGCACUUCUUGCACAGAAGCAUACUUCACAACCAGUGAGUAA